Molecule: messenger RNA, 5063 nt
Organism: Xenopus tropicalis (tropical clawed frog)
Lineage: Eukaryota; Metazoa; Chordata; Amphibia; Anura; Pipidae
Gene: sds
Product: serine dehydratase
Exons: 8
Coding region: 384-1370 (328 amino acids)
Biological process (GO): amino acid metabolic process
Molecular function (GO): pyridoxal phosphate binding; L-serine ammonia-lyase activity; threonine deaminase activity
Source: RefSeq, a predicted model, not a curated record
CUUCAGCCGGUCUUUGAAGAAUCCUCACAUACAACAUGGGGAGGGUCUCCUCCAGGAGGGGGGUCCUUUGUCCUAUAUAUAGCCCCUAUUUCCUUUAGCUGCCUAUACCCUCCCACCGCUUCCCCAGACUGGACCCUUUUGGUAUUGUCUCCAGCUUCAUCGUUGUCAGAUGUAAGUUAGGCUGGGGGUGUGUGAGGGGUGUGCGGGGGGUGUGUGUGACACCCCUGUGUCUGAUUGGCUCCUGAACCUGCUCUUGCUACUAUAAAACAUGUGGAUUUAGCAGCAGAGAAGCAUCCCUUUAACUGACAGGAAGAGAAGAGGCAAAUUAAAAUUAUCCUAUUCCAGCUUUACAACAGGCUCUGAAUUCAUAAAAAAAGCUUAAAAUGCCAGAGAACAAGUGCCUGCAUCUGAACACACCACUCAGAGAUAGUGUGCCUUUGUCCAAACUAGCUGGAAUCACAGUUUACCUGAAGCUUGAUAAUGCACAGCCAACAGGGUCCUUCAAAAUUCGGGGUAUUGGUAAUCUGUGCAAGACGUGGGCAGAACGAGGCUGUAAGCAUUUUGUCUGCUCAUCAGGAGGAAAUGCUGGUCUGGCAGCUGCUUACAGUGCCCGUAUGCUCUCCAUCCCCGCUACCAUUAUUGUGCCCAUCACUACACCCACAUUUACAAUCCAAAGAAUGAAAGAUGAAGGAGCCUCAGUCUUUGUUGUGGGAGAGAUAUUGGAUGAGGCCAUUGAGCAUGCCAAAGAGCUGGUGAGGAAUAACCCAGGAUGGGUGUACAUUCCCCCCUUUGAUGAUCCAUUGAUAUGGGAGGGUCACACCUCACUCGUGAAAGAAAUUAAAGCCAGUCUUCCUUCCAAACCUGGUGCCAUUGCCUUGUCCGUGGGAGGUGGCGGCAUGCUUUGUGGAGUGGUCCAGGGACUCAGAGAAGAAGGAUGGGAUGAUGUUCCUAUUAUUGCUAUGGAAACCAGGGGAGCUCACAGUCUUAAUGCCGCCCUUCAAGCUGGAAAAUUAGUCACCUUACCAGAAAUUACCAGUGUAGCUAAAACGCUGGGAGCCAAAACUGUAGGAGCUCAGACCCUAAAAGUGGCCCAGGAGCAUCCAGUGUUUUCAGAAGUCAUUUCUGACCAAGAAGCUGUGAUGGCUAUUGAGAAAUUUGCAGAUGAUGAGAAAAUGUUAGUGGAACCUGCUUGUGGUGCUGCUCUAGCUGCAGUGUACAGCAAUGUGGCGGAAAGACUGAAAAAAGAAGGAAAACUGAGCCCAGAUCUUUCCUCUCUGGUUAUUAUUGUUUGUGGAGGUAACAACAUCACCCUAGCACAGCUCUUCCAGCUAAAGAAACAACUGGGCAUGCUCUCCAAAAGCUCGGCCUAGAUCCACAGCAUCAUACUUCAUGGACUUCUAAGAUCUACUACAUUCUUCAUAGCAAUAUCUCGUAUGCACAAGGAUUCCUAGGUCAUUUGUCUCCUCAUGCAGUAGGCAGGGGAAGAUCAAUGACAGACCACUCUUACUUCCUUUCAGCUAUAUGAAAACAUUUCCAUUUGUUGCAUGCCUUGAAGCAAUUAUUGGACACGACUAACAGCAUAUUCUUCGUCACACAGGUGGACCAGUGGUCCAACUUACUUCUAGAAGGCAAAUGGCUCUGAAAUGUCAGGAACUGUAAAUAUACACAUUUGUAUAAGCAGAUGUAAUCUACACACUAGAAACUGUGGUUGGAAUGUUUGGACCUUUUUGUAGUAAAACAAUAUAUAAAGCACUAUAAUACAUAGCAUAACGUACUAGAGACUAAUCUGUAUCCAUAAACCUAUCAAUGGGGGGUUCCAUCAUAUCUCAACCCCCAAAUCCUGAUGCACACAGAGUUGCGUAUUUAUUAACAUUAAAGACAAACAUCACUGGUAAUGUUGUCCAUAGCAACUAUCUUUGCUUUUGUUUUCUAACUUGUAGGUGACUGUUCAAAACCAACUGCUGAUUGGUUGCUAUGGGUUGCCAUCACCGGUGUGAUGUUUGUCCCCAGUGUUAAUAAAUACAGCCCAGCUUGUACAUUAGCAGCAAAUAUUUCCUUAGCAUUGGACAGAGAACCAUUUUUAUAAUGGUUCCUUAUUUCUAUGAGAUAAAGCUCAUAAAUUACUAUUGCAUUAAUAUUGACUUUUUGCAAUAGUUCCCUUUUAACAGGCCUUCAUUUACUGACAUGAGCAGGUAACUCGUUUAAAAACAAAGACCAAGAAAAUGGCUGCAGAUUUAAGACAAUAUCUCCAGUUUUUAUAAUGUCUUUUUGUGUUCAGUUUCUUUUGUAAAAAAAAAAAUGUUUGUUAUUAUUUAGUAUACAACUAUGGUUUUAAUACAACUAUUUAAGUAGAAAACGCAGAAUACUGGUGAUUUCAUUUUUGUUUUUUAAACUAAGGUAUGUAAUGCUACUCUUCAAAUGUCACUGAAAAGUCAUGUAUUAUGGAAAAGUACAAAGGUAUAUGCGCAGUUGGGAGGGAGUAUUAAAAUAAGGUGAUAUGGCCCUUACCAAGCACAGGUUAAAUUGUUUGCUGGACACAGACUACAGCUGGCCACAGACAAACCAAUUUCUGGAUAUAUGUUAAAGGCCAACUUGCAGGAUACAAUGCAAUAUGGCUACACACAUGCAUGCCUAAUUUGCACUGACUUGUUGCAGCAUGCCAUUGAUCUCUAGAGCAAUGCAGAUCACACACUGUUCCAAGAUGAGACAGUAGAACCAUUCGAUCAACAGCAGCUCUAGUGUGUAGGUGUCAGCAAGGCUGCCUUUAGAAGCCCCAUGGUGGGGGGGGGGGGGGGCAAGAUGGAAAAGCAGAGCUUGCAGGCAGGUGGGGCAUAAGUGGAGUUUUUGGCCACAGUGGAUCAGGGCACGACCAUGCAUAAUGGGGCUUUUUUCCCUUUUUAAUUGGGGCCUGUUAUUACUUAUUGGCGGAACCCACCUCUCAAGGGGUCCAGGUAACAAGAGGGCUAAUAAUUGGGGCCCUGCCAACAAAGCAGGACCAAACGCCAACAGAACCUGUCUGUGACGUCGCAGAGUCAUAUCUACCACCCAUUGUAAAUCAAAAAGUAGUGAUACAAUUGCUCCAACAUUGAGUUCUGGUGCCCUCGUAGGGCAGGCAAUUCAAUCUCAGAAAUGCUCAUUUUUAGAGUGAUAAUUGCCUGAUAUGCGAGUGCACCAGCAAGAUUCCCAAGAUUACUUAAUAAAGGGUCAGUUGUAACCCAAUUCCUGACUGCCAGCAGGCUGAAAACUGUGCAGGCAGCAAACCUGAGAGUAGUUGUGUAGAAAUUACUCCACUAAUGAAGUUUCAAUCUGAGCUCACCCCAAGAUCUUAACUGUGUAAAGAGUGCAGCACCACAUAUUAUCCCACCAUAUGUUUCAGUGCAUCUGUUCACUUUGCCUAUGCCUCAACAGGAUAUACAAAGCAGUACAGUAGUUAAUGUGCCUUUCAAAUAAAGGGUUUUUGAUCCUCAUUAUCAGGCUAGGUUCCUGAAAGGUAAUCUAGUAUCCAUGCCAUAAAAGCAAGGUAGGGUUUCUCUAAUAUGUUGGAAAAGUGUAGCAUUAUAAAUACAAUUAUCAGGAAAAGGAUGGCAAUAACUUUCACGCAGUACAGUGAACUACUACUACUUUACACAAUAUUACACUUAAGGUAAGCAUUUUGUAUUCUGCUUCUCCCUCCUUUCUAAUAUCUAAAGUCUAUCAAGUUGGCAAUAUGUCUUUAAAGGGACAGAUGAACAAGGGAUCACUAGGGCAUAAAUUGCAGCCAGGUAAUUUUUUCUGUUUAAAAGGCAGGUGAAGGCAAGAAGUACAGUUGUUACUGUGCUGUAUCAAACUGUUACAAUCUGAUUUUAUUAAUACAAUCACAUAUAUAGCAACAUUUCAUAAAAACUGAUGCAUAAUAAAAUAAUUAACUUUUCAUUGAAAAAAAUUAUUGCUCUGUAAUCAGCUUUACAAAGAACACAAUUGCAUAUGAAGAGCGCUUGCUGCAGAUGCGAAUUCUUACAUCUCUUUGGUUAAGUGCUGUUUGUUCAUUUUGUACAAAUAGUCUCACUGCAUUCAUCACAAGAGGCUUCAGUAGUACAAAAUGUGAUAAAGAUCAGAGCGCUUAACAAGCAAACCUGCAAGGCUCCACUAUCUAGUACCUACUUCAGGGUUUUUCAGCCUCUGCUCUUCAACUGUUUAAAGAACAACUCCCAUCAUCCCAAGCAAAAAGGUUGAGAAUUCUGAGUGAGUUUGAACUUAAGAGCUGGAAGAGCCAGAAAUAUGCAUUUAAAUUCCAAGCGCAGUAAAAAUGAAGUGUGUGCAGUUUCAUUCCAAGCAAGAAAAGUCAUACUAUUACAAACACAGACAAAAGACAGAUAGAAAAAUACAGAGGCACCCUAAAAGCACAGAGCAGAUCCCUUUAUUCUAGAAAUAUGAUAUCCUGCAGACAUGGCUCUAAAUGAGUCCUUUAGUGCACUUUAUCCUUCUGUAGUGAGUAGGCAUGGCAACCCCUGAAUUCAAAAGCCACUCUAGCAAGUACCCAUGGGACACAAAUGAGUAACUUAUGGGCUGCUAAAUGACCACGCAAAAGCCUGCGAAAUUCAGUAUUAAGAAGGAGCCCAAUUGUCUUAUAUUUUAUGGCCUCAAACCACCGUGCACUGUAAUGGAUGAACUGACAGAAUUAUGUUAAAUGUAUAACAAGCUUGUCUCGCUAUCAAAUAACAAUUAGUUUUCUAAAGGAAAGGUGUCUAAAGAAUCUCAAUGGUUAACAAUGAGUCAAUUUGCUUUGCUCCACAAAGCUCUGAUUCUGCAGACUCGUGCAAGCACUAAAAAAAAAAAAAAAAAAAAAAAAAAAAAAAACCAUAUCUGACUUCCUGCACACAGCUCAGUAAAAAAACAGAUCUGUAUUUCUAAAUGUUGCAGAGGGAGCAGAUUCUUUAUGAAACAUUUCUCUGUCAUAAACAUUUGAAAUGCUGAAUCUCUGGCAACAAAGCGAAAUACUAUGAUCGUGUUUUGGAUCACUAUCCUGUGAAAAGCUAACAGUUUCUGCUUAUAAGCAGCGCUAAGGAGAAGAAGAAAAAAAAAAA